UGGUUGAAGAUACCUCCUCAUUACCUCUUAAUCUCAUGGUUGUUUGCAUUAUUUUAGCUACAGGAACUAAAACUCCCAAGUCAGCAGAAAGUUUUCAUUCUGGACCUAUUCAGGACUCAGAAUAUUGCCACAAUAACCAUCAUGUCCUUGCUGCUCUGGAUGCUAACCUCAGUGGGUUACUUUGCUCUGUCUCUCAACGCUCCUAAUUUACACGGAGAUGCCUAUCUGAACUGUUUCCUUUCUGCCUUGAUCGAAGUUCCAGCUUACAUCACAGCCUGGUUGUUGCUUCGAACCCUGCCUCGGCGUUACAUCAUAGCUGGAGUACUGUUCUUGGGAGGAGGCGUGCUUCUCUUAAUUCAGUUCGUACCUGCAGAUUACAACUUCUUGUCCAUUGGUCUGGUGAUGUUAGGAAAGUUCGGGAUCACCUCUGCUUUCUCCAUGCUGUAUGUCUUCACUGCAGAGCUUUACCCCACCCUGGUCAGGAACAUGGCUGUGGGGGUCACAUCCAUGGCAUCCAGAGUGGGCAGCAUCAUUGCUCCCUACUUUGUUUACCUCGGUGCUUACAACAGAGUUCUGCCCUACAUCGUCAUGGGUAGCCUGACUGUCUUCAUUGGAAUCAUCACCCUUUUCUUCCCGGAAAGUUUUGGAAUGACUCUACCAGAGACCUUAGAGCAGAUGCAGAAAGUGAAAGGGUUCAGGUUUAGGAAAAAACCAAGAGAUUCAGUAGAGAAGGAAGAAAAUCCCAAAGUUCUAAUAACUUCAUUCUGAUAAGAUCUCCACCCCAUUUGGUGACCUGAAAACCAGCUGCAUCAGACUCUACGAGGAAACCAAAGCCUUUCCUGAGGAACUGGACCAAGCCUGACGAUGAACACUAAGAUGACUCUGCUAUUGAGAAACGCUUGUCAUAGAGCACACUCCAGAUAAUCUCCUUAAUUUUAAUAAAAAACCAUUUCUAGAGAGUC
Leptonychotes weddellii (Weddell seal) is the source of this 962-nucleotide messenger RNA. Lineage: Eukaryota; Metazoa; Chordata; Mammalia; Carnivora; Phocidae. The record is from RefSeq and is a predicted model, not a curated record.